Messenger RNA from Pocillopora damicornis (cauliflower coral), 771 nucleotides. RefSeq names its product EF-hand calcium-binding domain-containing protein 11. Gene Ontology annotation, molecular function: calcium ion binding. Lineage: Eukaryota; Metazoa; Cnidaria; Anthozoa; Scleractinia; Pocilloporidae. The record is from RefSeq and is a predicted model, not a curated record.
AAAUGGCGGGUAAUGCUGUGUAUUGUUGUAUGGGUAUAUGUAACUACUUUCAGAUAUUUACAACUGCAAGUCAGUGUCUAUAGUGACAUGGAAAACUACAUUCCUAAGUUGCCACUUAGAAAAUCCUUGAGGCAUAUCACAGAAGACAGACUGAGUCAAAUUGUACAAACUUUCCAUGAUGCAGAUGAAGAGGGCAAAGGAUUUUUGUCUAGUGAGGAUCUCAAAGUGGCAUUUGUGUCCCUUUUUGGGUAUAAGCCAUCCAAAAAUGAAGUAGCACAACUCAUGGGCAAAACACAAACUGCGGUUUCCAGAGUCAACACUUUAUCACCUGGUGAUCAACCCCUAGCUACAAAACCAAAGGCCUUUGGGGGUGAAAAAACCUCUGAUCACAACCAUAUGUCUUUGGAACAUUUCACAGAGAUAGCAAAAAGGAAGAUUUUGGCAGAAGAUAACAAUGACGAAAUUCGUCAGAUGUUUAUUGCAUUUGAUGCCAUGUGCUAUGGUUUUAUCACAUUAGAUAUUGCUAAGAGGAUAUUUCAACAUGUUGCACCCUUUUUAGACUCUGUUACCAUAGAGAAGCUGUUUCAUGAGGCAGAUAUGGACCGAGAUGGGAGAGUGAGUUACAGAGAUUUUGAAUUCCUCAUGAACUUCGAGCUGGACGAGUGGCUGUAAAGGAAAAAUCUUACCCUUAUCCAUGUUUUAAAAAACGUUGAUUUGCUCUGAUGUUGGUAUUAAAAAUAUGUCACAUACAUAUAAUUUAACAACUGUGAA